Eublepharis macularius is the source of this 2061-nucleotide messenger RNA. RefSeq names its product UDP-glucuronate decarboxylase 1 (gene UXS1). Lineage: Eukaryota; Metazoa; Chordata; Lepidosauria; Squamata; Eublepharidae. Gene Ontology annotation, molecular function: NAD+ binding; UDP-glucuronate decarboxylase activity. Gene Ontology annotation, cellular component: cytoplasm. Gene Ontology annotation, biological process: D-xylose metabolic process. The record is from RefSeq and is a predicted model, not a curated record. The transcript is spliced from 15 exons. The coding region runs from base 206 to 1474 and encodes 422 amino acids.
CUUCCAUGUCGAACCCAAGAGGGCUACGACCGCGCGUGCGCAGUGGCGGUCGCGGCCGGGAAUUGGUUCCUCGGCGGCGGCGGCUGCCGCUGGUAGCGCGGCGGGCUGAGGCGGUCCGCGGCAUUUCUGGGGUCGCGGGAGCUGCAGAUGCUCGGCGGUGCCUGCGCGCUCAGUUGCCGGUCGCUUCCUCCGUUCCCCGCCUGGGAUGCUGAGUAAGGGGUCGUUGCAGCGCCUGCUGACUGCCGUGAACCGGAGGCGGAGGAUGAAGCUUCUCAUGGGGCUCGCCCUGGUCGCCUAUGUCGCCUCUGUAUGGGGAAAUGUUCUCAACAUGAGGUCUAUCCAGGAUAACAGUGAUCAAAAGGUGGAAAACAAGAUUGAAGAGGUUGUUGCACCUUUAAGGGAAAAGAUCCGAGAGCUGGAGAAAAGUUUUACUCAGAAGUAUCCACCGGUGAAGUUCCUAUCUGAAAAGGAUCGUAAAAGAAUUUUGAUAACUGGAGGAGCAGGGUUUGUGGGUUCUCAUCUUACUGACAAACUAAUGAUGGAUGGCCAUGAAGUUACAGUUGUGGACAACUUCUUUACGGGCAGGAAAAGAAACGUGGAACACUGGAUUGGCCAUGAGAACUUUGAACUGAUUAAUCAUGAUGUCGUAGAGCCCCUCUACAUCGAAGUGGACCAAAUUUAUCAUCUAGCAUCUCCAGCGUCUCCUCCAAAUUACAUGUAUAAUCCUAUCAAGACUUUAAAAACCAAUACCAUUGGAACACUGAACAUGUUAGGAUUAGCAAAGAGGGUCGGAGCAAGACUUCUUCUCGCAUCCACCUCUGAAGUUUAUGGAGAUCCUGAAGUUCAUCCACAAAAUGAAGAUUACUGGGGUCAUGUGAAUCCGAUAGGACCUAGAGCUUGUUAUGAUGAAGGCAAGAGAGUUGCGGAAACAAUGUGCUAUGCAUAUAUGAAGCAGGAAGGUGUAGAAGUAAGAGUUGCAAGAAUAUUCAAUACUUUUGGUCCUCGGAUGCACAUGAAUGACGGCCGUGUUGUCAGUAACUUUAUCCUGCAGGCUCUUCAGGGAGAACCCUUAACGGUUUAUGGGCCUGGCAGUCAGACAAGAGCGUUCCAGUAUGUCAGCGACCUUGUGAAUGGGUUGGUGGCCUUAAUGAACAGCAAUGUCAGCACCCCCGUUAACUUGGGGAAUCCAGAAGAACAUACUAUCCUAGAAUUUGCCCAGUUAAUUAAAAAGCUAGUUGGCAGUGGAAGUGAAAUCCAGUUUCUGUCAGAGGCUCAAGAUGACCCUCAGAAACGAAAGCCUGACAUCAGGAAAGCCAAGUUGCUACUCGGUUGGGAACCUGUGGUCCCCUUGGAAGAAGGCUUAAAUAAAGCAAUUCAUUACUUUCGCAAAGAACUGGAAUAUCAAGCAAAUAAUCAAUAUAUUCCUAAACCCAAACCUGCCAGGAUAAAAAAAGGAAGAACAAGACAUAACUAAAAAAACUACUCAGUUCCAAUAAGAAAUAAAUUCUGUAUCUUAUAUUUGAGAAGGUGUAACUUGUCUUUUUUAAAAAAGACUUCAGAAACAGGUAUCAUGAAGAAAAAAAACUGGAAUUUCACUCUGAAUCUUGCUUUAAAGAAGUGGAUGUGCCUAAAUAAGAAAACUGCAAUCUUUGCCUUGCACUUUUUAAAUCUGUCUUUUUAUGUAAAAUAGGAUAGAUGCAUCUUUUUUUGAGUAUCCUCAAGUUUUAUACCUUGCUGUGAGAUCAUUUUGUUGUGACUGUCAUUGACAGUUUUAUUUACUGGUUUCUUUGUGAAGCUGCAGAUAAGAUGAGAAAAUGCCAAUUUAUUUAUAAAGCUGGUACUUUAAAGGAGAGAUACUAUGCAUAAAGGAAAAAAAAACAGGCUUGCAGUAUUGUCAGGUGACUCAAAACACUGGCAUUUUAGUAUUAUAGAAUUAUAAAAAUGCUGUAUGAGAGCUUUAUGUAUUCUUUAAAUCUUUUUUUUCAAAUGUUUAGUUCUAGUUGCACACUUGAAUUUGAAAUAUUUUCACUGACUAUCAUGGAUAAAUGCUAUUUUAAAUCA